Messenger RNA from Adineta steineri, 606 nucleotides. NCBI's taxonomy places the organism in Eukaryota, Metazoa, Rotifera, Eurotatoria, Adinetida, Adinetidae. The record is from the annotation of a GenBank genome assembly.
AUGACUUCUUCAUCUCCUCAACGUCUUAAAGGUAUUCUCUUAAUAACGGUACUUAAAGCAAAAAAAUUAAUUAAAAGUGAUUGGUUUGGUGAAAAUGAUUGUUAUGCAGUUCUUUCACUUGAACCUCUUUCAACUGAAGCAAAAGUAAUGGCAGAAAAUAAAAAACAACAAACAGAAACAUACCAAAAGACACAAAUUCAUGAUGGUUCAAAUCCAAUUUUCAAUGAGAAACUUGUAUUUCCUGUAUCAGAAGAUCUACAAACUUUAUAUGUUCAAUUAUGGGAUUCGGAUCCAGAUAAAGAUGAUCUUUUAGGUCAUGGUACAUUGAAUUUAAUUGAUGAUGAACAAGGUGGUCAAUUUGAUACAAAUACAAAUAAAGAAUGGCUUCAUACAGCAAAUAUUCCAUUAGCUACUGGAAAAGGUGCCGAUGGCGGAACAUUAGAACUUGUUCUUCACUUUAUUCCUGAAACAGUUGCUGGUUUUAUUGGAAAAAAAUUCGAUGCUGCUCAAGCAGAACUCAAGAAAAAAAUAACACAACAAAUAGUAUCAAAAAUGACUGAUGCUGCUUCAGACAAAGUUCGAGGAUAUAUUGGAAUUAGUGAUUAA